This is a messenger RNA of Myotis davidii, 2215 nucleotides long. RefSeq names its product mediator complex subunit 19 (gene MED19). The transcript is spliced from 5 exons. The record is from RefSeq and is a predicted model, not a curated record. Gene Ontology annotation, cellular component: mediator complex. NCBI's taxonomy places the organism in Eukaryota, Metazoa, Chordata, Mammalia, Chiroptera, Vespertilionidae. Gene Ontology annotation, biological process: positive regulation of transcription by RNA polymerase II. Bases 47 to 871 code for a protein of 274 amino acids. Gene Ontology annotation, molecular function: transcription coregulator activity; transcription factor binding.
CGGAAUGAGGUAGGCGGGCCCCGAGGCAUCCAAUGAUCAGUGGCUCAUGGAGGAAGAGGACGGUACGCCGGAAAAGGAUUGUCCAAUGAAAACCACUAGCGCCAGACACCAGGACAGCGCUGGGGCAGAAGGAAAGAUGGAGAAUUUCACGGCGCUGUUCGGAGCUCAGGCUGACCCACCCCCGCCCCCAACCGCACUCGGCUUCGGACCAGGAAAACCUCCACCCCCGCCUCCUCCUCCUCCAGGCGGGGGGCCCGGCCCGGCUCCGCCCCCGACCGCGGCCACGGCCCCGCCCGGUGCUGACAAGUCAGCAGCUGGUUGCGGUCCCUUCUACCUAAUGCGGGAACUGCCAGGCAGCACGGAGCUGACUGGCAGCACCAACCUGAUCACACACUACAACCUCGAACAUGCCUAUAAUAAAUUCUGUGGGAAGAAAGUGAAGGAGAAGCUGAGUAACUUCCUGCCUGACCUGCCUGGAAUGAUUGAUCUGCCAGGUUCCCAUGAUAACAGCAGCCUUCGCUCCCUCAUUGAGAAGCCCCCUAUUCUUGGGGGCUCUUUUAAUCCUAUCACAGGGACCAUGCUGGCUGGAUUCCGCCUCCACACUGGCCCAUUGCCAGAGCAAUGUCGUCUGAUGCAUAUUCAGCCUCCCAAGAAAAAGAAUAAGCACAAGCACAAACAGAGCCGUACCCAGGAUCCUGUUCCCCCAGAAACGCCAUCUGACUCAGAUCACAAGAAAAAGAAAAAGAAAAAAGAAGAGGAUCCUGAACGGAAAAGGAAGAAGAAAGAGAAGAAGAAAAAGAAGAACCGACACAGUCCAGACCACCCAGGUAUUGCCAGUUCUCAGGCCAGCAGCAGCAGCAGCCUCCGCUAACAAGACAACUGGAUUCUGCCAUAAUGACUUUCCCUGCUGUACUGAACCUGCUGUCAAAAGCUGCCUUCCUGGCUCUUGGACACUGCCUUAGGAGCAUCUCCAGUGGCUGGAUUAGAAGCAGUCCUACUGUGCUCAUAAGAGGAAUGCAUUAUGAGAGAGAAGGGCCAUGCUUUUGUAAGGCUCAGACCAGCUUUCUCAUGGACAUCUCUUCCUCUCCCAAGGAAGCUUUCUUUUCAUCUCUUUUGUGCAGUUGUCUGAUUUAGGACCUUAUCUGAUUUGUUAGGCUUUUUCUUUAAAAAAAAAAAAAAUUGCAUUUAUCAAACUGGCUGAAGUAUGACUGCCUAUUAAGAGGUAAGUGCCUUUCUGUGAGAGUCAGUUGAAGCCACGGCAUGCUAAGAUCUGGGGGGAUUUGGGCCUUGUAUUAUAUUAUCAGUAGGCAGGGAACCAACCAAAAUGAAAUUGGGGAACAUGGUCCAAAAGUUAGGAAGAGUUUGUUAGUACCUUUCCACAGACAAAUAGCACCUUGCCCAUAGCAAGGUGCUUCAUACUCCAUCUGAAGAGUUGAUCCAGUUAGGGCUUGACUGUAUUCUAGGUCAAUUUUGUGUUGAAACAGAAUAGCCAACCAAAAAAGCACCUACAGUCAAUCACCACUGUACUUCAACAAGUUGAUUCUUGGUCAAGCCCAUGAUUUUUUUGAAGUGAAUAUCUGGCAAGCAAAGGUAAAUGCUUCUCUUAUCUUUAUACUAGUAGUAAGAACUUUGGAACUGCCUCAUUCCUUAGUUAAGACAAAGUAUUUGGCUGAUGUGAAAACAUUUCUAAGCUUCUAAGACAUCAACAAAAGGCAGCCUAAACUAACAAAAUGUAAAGUUAAGUCCCUUUGGUCUUUGCAGGCCAAAUAACUGAAAAAAAUCUGAGAAAACCCAGGCUAAUGUAAUCAGACUAGAAGUUAAAUUGGCAGAACAGUUAAAAUAUAUUGCUACCAGCCUCUAGAUUAUAGAGGGAAAACCACUCAUUCAUUUAGCUCUAAUUUUACAGUAGGAUUUCAGAGUUCAUAUACUUGUUAUAAAUAGUGAAAACAAAGGGUUCUAGCCAGUUUCCUGAGAUUAAGUGUCCAAGGGUGCCUAUUAAAAUUAGGGCACAGCCUUUUGCUUUUGCAAAUAGAAGACAAAAAUAGGAGAUAUCAAAUUGAACUGCCACCCAUAUAUACAGUUGGCCUUUAAGAGGGCUUUCAUAUUUUGAUCAUUCAGUCUUCCCUUUGGCUACAUCCAAAAUGAACUUUACUUUUCAGAGACAAUUCUGUAUUAAGAAACAAGUGUGGCACAAGUCAAGAGUUCUCUAAGCUUC